UUUUUUUUUGUUUUCCCUUUCUUUUUUUGUCCAUUUUUGAAGAACGUUUUGUAGUCAACAUGUCUUCAGCACUGCAUAAGAAAGAAAGUGUUUCUUCGUCUCAGUCAUCUACCAAUAUUGUUGGUGUUCAUUAUAGAGUUGGAAAAAAGUUGGGAGAAGGAAGUUUUGGUGUUCUUUAUGAAGGACUCAAUUUACUCAACAACCAAUCUGUUGCUAUUAAAUUCGAACCUAGAAAAUCCGACGCACCACAAUUAAGAGAUGAAUACAGGACAUAUAAAGUACUAGCCGGUCUACCCGGUGUUCCGAGUGCUUAUUACUUUGGUCAAGAAGGACUACACAAUAUUCUUGUGAUUGAUUUGCUUGGUCCGAGUCUAGAAGAUUUAUUUGACAUGUGUGGUAGAAAACAUUCUAUCAAGACAGUAGCCAUGUUGGCUAAGCAAAUGAUCAAUCGAGUCGAAAGUGUCCAUGAACGAAAUUUGAUUUAUAGAGACAUCAAGCCUGAUAAUUUUUUGAUUGGUCGUCCUGGAACAAAGUAUGCCAAUAUGGUCUUUUUGAUUGAUUAUGGCAUGGCUAAAUUAUACCGUGACCCCAAGACAAAACAACAUAUACCUUAUAGAGAACGCAAGAGUCUGUCGGGAACCGCAAGAUACAUGAGCAUUAAUACCCAUUUAGGAAGAGAGCAAUCAAGAAGAGAUGAUUUAGAGUCCCUGGGUCAUGUCUUUAUGUACUUUUUAAGAGGUUCGUUGCCUUGGCAAGGAUUGAAGGCGGCUACAAACAAACAGAAAUACGAAAGAAUUGGUGAAAAGAAGCAAACGACUUCGGUCAAAGAAUUAUGUGAUGGAUUUCCAGAGGAAUUUGGUAUCUAUCUACAAUAUGUACGUAAAUUAGGUUUUGAAGAAACACCCGACUAUGAUUUUUUAAGAGAACUUUUCAACAAAGUACUCCGUCGUAUGGGCGAAACAGAUGAUGGCAUAUACGACUGGAUGUUACUUAAUAAUGGCAAGACGGAAACCCGUGAAAGUCGCCGUCAAGCUCGAGAAGAACAAUCUAAGCUUACACUUCAAGGUACGAGUCAUGCUCGUCGAUCCAACGCGCCCAAUUCCGUCAAGCGUCAUGCUUCUCAUCCUAAGUUGAACACAACAAACACGCCUACUAUGACUCCACCUUUACCCCAUAUGCCUUCUACACCUACUGCUGCUAUUACCACGACCAAUGUCAAUGAAUCUUAUACAAAAAUGCCUUCUACGCCUACACAUGGCAAUAUGGACCAACCUACUUAUGAACUACAACCACCAAAAGAACACCGUGGCUUUUGGCAUAGUUUUAUGUCCUUAAUGACAUGUGGUACUCAUUAAUAUUAAUAACAAUAAUCAUAAUCAUAAUCAUAAUAAUUCAAUAGACUGAUUAAGCCAAUAAAAAGAA
Gilbertella persicaria is the source of this 1422-nucleotide messenger RNA. RefSeq names its product kinase-like domain-containing protein. Gene Ontology annotation, biological process: endocytosis; peptidyl-serine phosphorylation; signal transduction. NCBI's taxonomy places the organism in Eukaryota, Fungi, Mucoromycota, Mucoromycetes, Mucorales, Choanephoraceae. The record is from RefSeq and is a predicted model, not a curated record. The transcript is spliced from 6 exons. Bases 60 to 1355 code for a protein of 431 amino acids. Gene Ontology annotation, molecular function: ATP binding; protein serine/threonine kinase activity. Gene Ontology annotation, cellular component: cytoplasm; nucleus.